This is a messenger RNA of Penicillium oxalicum, 417 nucleotides long. RefSeq lists its product as uncharacterized. The transcript has 2 exons. Bases 1 to 417 code for a protein of 138 amino acids. NCBI's taxonomy places the organism in Eukaryota, Fungi, Ascomycota, Eurotiomycetes, Eurotiales, Aspergillaceae. The record is from RefSeq and is a predicted model, not a curated record.
AUGCUCUCUCGGUUCUUCGUCUCCGUCUUCUCCAAGAUGCUCUGCUUCGGUACUUCUACAACUCAUUCAAGACUCGGACGUGGUUGUGCGAACCUGGUGAUGGCAGCCGAGACCGACGCUGGGCGCAAAGGAUUGACCUCUGUGGGAUUCGGGAAUGCGGCGGACAGCGGACACGAUCCGGCUUCGUCAAGAGAGGUUGGAAGGAUUUUUGGAAUUGGGUCUGACGGGGAUGGGAAAGUUCAUGGAAAUAUUGACGGCUGUCCCAAUUACGCUGGGUGUCAUUCUGGGCCCUUCGCGAGCCUUUUUCCGUUUCUUUUUUUCUUUUUCACAUGUUAUGCCCCUACGAGAUACCGCAGAAGAUGCUCUGCUAUUGACGAACUCAUUCAAUAUCCCUCUGUUUUCUUUUUCUUCCCCUGA